AUGGCGCAGAAGCGGCUGUAUAGAAUAACCGGCGCAGGCGCAAGGGGCGGCGCAGGCGCGGGCGCGGGCGGACCUGUUCGGGCAACGGUGUCGCGGGCACCGCACACCUACGAGCUCUCAGUCCUUUCGCAGCGGCCAACGGUACUGGAUGUGCCGCUAGCUGCUCCGCAUAAAGUAAACAGCGACGAGGAAACUUACCGUGUAGUGUUA
Molecule: messenger RNA, 210 nt
Organism: Brenthis ino (lesser marbled fritillary)
Lineage: Eukaryota; Metazoa; Arthropoda; Insecta; Lepidoptera; Nymphalidae
Source: the annotation of a GenBank genome assembly